AUUAAAUUAAUAGAACCCACAAUGCAACUGUUUAGUGGGCAUAAACUAGCUUGUAUGCAACGCAAUCGUGCACAAAAAAAUUACGAAAGAAAAUUUAUCACAACAUACCAGAAUCGCAAUAGCUGACGCGAAAAAUUAGACAAUUAGGACUUAAAAGGACUUGUCAAAAAAUCAACGAAGUUUAAUGGAUAAAUACGCUUUAACCACUUACAUUUUAAAACUUUCUUUGCAGUUCACGAAACAUUAAGAUAUAUAUCUAGAACACGAUUUUUGGAUUAGCACAAGUGCAUCAAUAAAUUAAGGGCAUCAUGACAUUAUGAUUUGUAACAGUGGAAUUUAGACAUGAACAAGUUUUAUUGGUUAAUACUGCUAUCAAUAUGUUUCCCUAAAGUGUACAGCCAGUGUUCAGGUUCAUCAUUAGUCAUAGAGCUACAGAUGUUUACAACAAUAUAUAUCGAGUCUCCAAAUUUCCAAUCAGGAAACUAUUCACAAAACCUUAACUGCUCCUGGAGAGUUAUAUCUUCUUCAAAUACAAGCAAUCUUCUUUAUAGGAUCCGUCAUAUAUUAGCGGUACCCACUAACGAUAUUUUGAAGAUCUUCAAAGUAUUUUAUUCAGGUUUAGAUGACACGGGAAAUGUCCUGAUUGAUACUACCAAUAACGAUUCACCAAAUAAAAAUAUUCCUGGGAUAGCUAUCGUUGAAGGGUUAUACGUACAAUUUACCUCUGAUGAUGACCUGACAAAUGAUGGAAAAGGCUUUACAAUAGAUAUCAUUGAAUCUUCUGAUAUGUCAGGAGGAGAUUGUUCUAAAACCAGUUUUAUGGAAGCCGAAUCUUCUCCAAAAUUCAUUACUAGUCCAAAUUUUCCAAUUAACUACCAAAAGGAUACCGAUUGCUCAUGGAAUAUAUCUUCUACGGACGGUUCAGUCAUUGUAAUAUCCGUGGUAUAUAUGGAUAUUGAAAUAAAGCCUUCUGACUCUUGUUAUGAUUAUCUCAUAAUCGGUGAUUCUGGCCAACUUUGUGCACAGAUCGCAUGGCACGAUGAAACAUUAUAUAAAUACAAUAACUCUGUUUCAAUCAUAUUUAAAAGUGACAAUCAAGGAAAUAGAGGGGGUUUUGUACUCUCGUAUAUGAUGUUAAUAAAAGAACCAAAUACAACAGCAAAUAUCGAAGAACAAAACACAUCAACGCAACCAGCAAGUACAUCGUUCUUGUUUACAACAAUUACUGGCCAUGAAACGUCAUCUGAUUCGUCUUCAUCAUCGACACAAACAUUAAAUUCAUCGAUGCUAUCAACAACAGAAAAUACUGAAACACAAACAACAGACACUGAUAUAUCAUCGAAGGAAACAGCGAGCACUUCAUCUCUGUCUAUAACAACCUCAUCACUAAUCAUUGCCUCUGCCGAAUCAUCAACCAAAUUGGAAAAUACAUCUUUACUAUUUUCAACUACAGAGCUUCCAUCUAUGAUCGAUACUAGAGAUCAAUCAACUUCAACAAAAGAUUCAACUUUAUCGUUAUUGUCUACAACUAAUAUAGAAUCACAGAGCUCAGAUACACAAUUGUCUUCAACACCGACAGGAAGCACAUCUUUGCUGUCAAUUUCUCAAACUACGGACAAUACAGAUUCAUCGACGUGGUCACAAAGUACAAUCAUAGACUCUCCAACGACCAUCGAUGGUGUGACUACUGAAACUUCGUCCAUAUCUUCUUCUAUCGCGUUUGAAACAACAAAUGACUAUAAACACCAGUCAACUACAACUACAACUUCAACUGAACAGGAAGUAGAAAACAAAAGCCCGGUGUCAUCAGCGGCAACUGCUGGAAUUAUUACAACCGCAAUUAUAGGAGUAGCAGGUCUUGGGGCCUUGCUUGCUGUAAUUGCUUAUUUGAUGGUGAAGAAAACAGGAGGAAAGCAUGACACAUCUACCAAAAAAACAAAGACUAAGAAUACACGUGUUCCUGAUAACACAACUCCAUCUUGAAUAACUUUGAUUAAUUCGAUGAAAAAACCCGGAUAUGACCCAGUAUUUUUAAACAUUGAAAAUACUUGAGACAUAAUUAUAUAAUGAUAUUCUUUUAAAAAAAAUGAAAUACUGAGAUUGGCUUGUAAUUGAAAAAUAUAUAAAAAUUAUCAAGUAUCUAUAAAAAGUUAUCAAAGGUACCAGGAUUAUAAUUUAGUACGCCAGACUUGCGUUUCAUCUACAUAAGACUCAUCAGUGACGCUCAUAAAAUCAGUUCAUAAACAUAAACUCUAAACUUUCAUUUGUCAUGACAGCAAUAUUUGAUAUAAAUGUUUCAUAUAUUUU
Molecule: messenger RNA, 2307 nt
Organism: Mytilus trossulus (common blue mussel)
Lineage: Eukaryota; Metazoa; Mollusca; Bivalvia; Mytilida; Mytilidae
Product: serine-rich adhesin for platelets-like
Exons: 9
Coding region: 343-1983 (546 amino acids)
Molecular function (GO): serine-type endopeptidase activity
Source: RefSeq, a predicted model, not a curated record